Symbiodinium necroappetens is the source of this 1350-nucleotide messenger RNA. NCBI's taxonomy places the organism in Eukaryota, Dinophyceae, Suessiales, Symbiodiniaceae. The record is from the annotation of a GenBank genome assembly.
AUGCUCGCAAUGUUGCUGUUCAGAUUGCUUCGCUCGACGCCUGAGCAGAGUUCGUUGGCAGCUUGUGGCUAUGAUCAUUAUCGGAGGGUGCUUGCUCGGCUCAGUGCUUUGUUGGGCGUGCAUUACUCUCCUCACUCGUGCAGGGCAGGCUUCGCCACGGAGGCCAUCCUCAGAGGGGACACGCCGCAGCUUGUUCAAAGGCGCGGGCGCUGGGCUUCCGAAGCAAGUUUCCUUGUGUACAUUGACGUGGCCACGGCUCUGCAAGUGGAGGCCGAGUUUCGCAGCAGGGCCCUGGACACGGCCAUUGCCACAGCCGGUCGUGCCCGCCCCGCCGGGCGACGGCCCAAGAUCGACGGCACCUCCGUGCUCUCUCGAGAAGCUCGCGCUCAUCUUGGCUCGGUCGGUGGUUCGGCUGUUGCGGGCGGCGCCGGCCUGAGUGAGGGCUCAAGAAGGGGGCAGCAGCGCAGGAAGCCCGUCACUUGGUGCAGUUGGCUCUGGAAGUCUGGCGGUAAAGCUUUGAAGCGGAUGCGAGCGCUGCUUCUUUGGUGCUGUGUGGCCUACGUGCUGGCAGCGGGGCCUCUGCGUGAGAUGCUUGCGCCUAUCCAACGCCUGUUGGCGUCCACUGCGAGCGUUGGAGAGAGUGCGGCUGGGGCACUCUCGUCCAUCCUGGAUGGUGGCACUCAGUUGGUGACGGCCUCUACGAGUGCAGUUCGUGCAGCUUCUUUCAACACCUUGGGUGUGGCGCAUGCCGCUUGGAUUGGUGUGGACCUUGUGGAUAUGAACGCCACCAAGAUUGUCGGGCGCGUGAUGGGCGACGACACUUUUCGCCUGCCGGUGGUUGCUGCAGAGACCGAGGCUCUGGUGGCGUCAGGUGACUACUGGGUGGCCUCUGGGGUCGUGUCGUACGCCUCUUCAGGCCUUGUGGUCUUCGAGUUUCGCCUUCUACGCAUGGUUUUCUCGCCUCGCUGGGCCAACCCCGUGUGGCAACUGGCAGGUUGGAAUGCGGCGGAUGAAUAUGAACAGGUUCUUCGCAUCGCUCGCGACUUUGCCAUCACCGUGCCCGCCGUUAACAGUACAUGGGAUCAUAUUUUGGCCCCCCCGCCCUCCGCUACGUUUUGGGGCGCUCUGCUCGGUUUGCUUCGCCGCGCUUGCUUCGCUUUGCUGGCGCCGCUCCGCUCUUGGUGGCGCUUUUUCGCGUCCAUGUGGGCGUAUGGGACCAUGCAUCCGCUGGCAUUGGGUGUAAUGGCUUUGGGGUUUGCAGGUCUAGGGCGCUGCUUGUGGAGCUAUGCGCGCUGUGUGGGCCUGCCAGCCGGGAGACACAACGACUGGGCUCGCUUUACAGAGCUUGUG